GUAUAAAGAAAUAGAAGAAAAAUAAAAGCAAAUUAUGAAAUAAGUGAAACACCAUGACACGUCUUUCUCUUUAGCAAAGGAUUAGGACCCCACCCUCCUUUCCUCUGUCCCUCUCCCAUCCCCAUUUCUUAUACCAUUCAUCACGUAACAAGAAACUAGAAAAGCCUCUAUCCCUACAUGAAGAUUUUCACCUCAUCUAACCUUCAUCACCACAACCUCUUUAUACUACUCUUCUCAUCAUUACCAAAGUCAACAUAUUGAAGUUCUAUAUAUAUCUAUUUCUUGUUGGACAUAUCCACCAAAGUCAUGGAUUUGAGAUUUGAAUAUCAAGAAGGAUAUUGGAGGAACACAAGGGGAAUGCAACUCUUCACAUGCAAAUGGUUGCCUAUUUCUUCUUCUCCCAAGGCUCUUGUUUUCAUUUGCCAUGGAUAUGGAAUGGAAUGUAGUAGUUUCAUGAAAGAAAUUGGAGAAAAGUUAGCGUCUGCAGGAUAUGCUGUGUUUGGGAUGGACUACGAAGGACAUGGACGCUCUGCAGGUGUUCGUUGUUACAUAACCAAAUUCGACAACGUUGUUAAUGACUGUUCCAGCUUUUACAAGUCAAUUUGUGAGCUCCAAGAGUUCAAGGGAAAGGCCAAAUUCUUAUAUGGAGAAUCAAUGGGAGGAGCUGUGUCUUUACUGUUACAUAAAAGGGACCCUUCAUUUUGGGAUGGUGCUGUUUUGGUGGCACCAAUGUGUAAGAUAUCAGAGAAGUUGAAACCACAUCCUGUUUUUGUUAGCAUAUUGACAGGUUUGGAAGAAAUUAUUCCCAAGUGGAAAAUUGUUCCCACAAAGGAUGUCAUCAAUUCAGCCUUCAAAGAUCAUACCAAACGGGAGACAAUAAGAAAUAACAAGUUGAUAUAUCAGGACAAGCCAAGGUUAAAAACAGCAUUGGAACUACUAAGAACUAGUUUGAGUGUUGAAACCAGCUUACACCAGGUGACACUGCCUUUCUUAGUAUUACAUGGAGAGGAAGAUACAGUGACAGACCCAGAAGUAAGCAAGGCAUUAUAUGACAAAGCUAGUAGUGUCGACAAGACCUUGAAAUUGUAUCCUGGAAUGUGGCAUGGAUUAACAUCUGGGGAGCCUGAUGAAAAUAUCGAACUUGUUUUCGGAGACAUCAUAAGUUGGCUUGACAAAAGAGCUACUAGCAAGGCACGUAUUGAGUCUUUUCUUCCAAUUACAACUUACAAGCGCAGUAAUCUUCUUGAGUUUCAAGAAGGUCGCCCUCGCGCAUCACUGUAGAAUUAUAAACAGACUGAUGGGCGUUCUGAACUAUGGUCAUGUUACACAUACAUUGUGUUAUACUGGCCAAACGUCAUUAUUCCCUCGGUACAUAAUGUACUAAUAGGGGUUCAAAUUGUUUCAAAAACAAAAGCAAAAGCAAAAUAUUACAUGUUUCAAAA
This is a messenger RNA of Trifolium pratense (red clover), 1442 nucleotides long. RefSeq names its product caffeoylshikimate esterase. Gene Ontology annotation, molecular function: lipase activity. The record is from RefSeq and is a predicted model, not a curated record. Gene Ontology annotation, cellular component: membrane. The transcript has 7 exons. NCBI's taxonomy places the organism in Eukaryota, Viridiplantae, Streptophyta, Magnoliopsida, Fabales, Fabaceae. Bases 307 to 1281 code for a protein of 324 amino acids.